Brachypodium distachyon (stiff brome) is the source of this 2374-nucleotide messenger RNA. RefSeq names its product glucan endo-1,3-beta-glucosidase 14. Gene Ontology annotation, cellular component: plasma membrane. Gene Ontology annotation, biological process: carbohydrate metabolic process. The record is from RefSeq and is a predicted model, not a curated record. The transcript has 4 exons. The coding region runs from base 683 to 1954 and encodes 423 amino acids. NCBI's taxonomy places the organism in Eukaryota, Viridiplantae, Streptophyta, Magnoliopsida, Poales, Poaceae. Gene Ontology annotation, molecular function: hydrolase activity, hydrolyzing O-glycosyl compounds.
GCACAGAGCACCACCACGGCACCACCCCCACCGGCACCGGUUACGUCGUCUCUUUCCGUUUCAAAAAUCAACCCCCCCCCCCCCCCCCUUCCCCCAAACCCCUUUCCAAACUCAUUCUCUCUUUCUCCCAUCCCUCUUUCUCCCCAUCUGCCGCUGCGAAUCCGGAGCGGUGGAGCGCCGGGUCGGCGGCGUGAUCCUCCGCCCCCUCCCGCUUCGUCGGGUCGCGAAUCCAGUUCGCCCCGAACCUCUCCUCGUCUCCGUCCGCCCCGGCUUUUCCCAAUCUCCUUCUCGCUAAGCAAACCCUUAACCCACCCCAUCGAAUCAAAGGUUAGCCAGCCAAGCCAAGAAAAGCUCACUCCCCCACUUUGCACUAGGAGUAGUAGAGCGGAGGCCGGCGCCGAGCAGCGACCAAGGUUCCUUGUUUCCUCGGACUAGGUUUCAGUAGACUUGUUGGACUGGUUGUGGUGGUUGGUGACUGCGGAAGAGCCUGGGAAGGUCCUGUGUUCUCGCGGAUUUCUUCUCCGUUAUUGGCAAGUCCGUCCUGCUCCCGUGCUACGGCGGCGGUGGUGGAGGUGAGGAGAAGGCAGCCAAGAUUGCUCGGGGGCGCGGGGGAAGCAGCCGCCGGUCUCCGGCCUUGGAGCGGCCGCCCUGGUCCGUCUAUGGAAGUUGCCUCACCGGCUCCAUGCCACGGCCUGGAAGCAAAUUGCGCAACGAGGCGCGGCUUGCCUGCCCUUCCGACGCUUCUGCGGGCUCUGUUGCCCGCCGUGACGGUGGUUCUUGCUCUGGACCGGGGGAUUGCGGAGGGCUUGCUGCGAUCAUGGUGAUGGGUCGGCGCCGGUGUGCUCACUGGAUGGUGCCGCUCUUCUGUUGCCUCCUCCUCGCGUUCCCCUCACAUGGUCCUCGAGCCGUUGAAGCAUUUGUCGGGGCAUAUGGGAUAAACUACGGGAGAAUAGCGAACAACAUCCCAUCUCCGGACAAGGUAGUGGCACUCCUGAGGAGUUCCAAGAUAAGGAAUGUUAAGAUAUAUGAUGCAGAUCACAGUGUGCUUGACACAUUCAAAGGGACAGGGCUAAACCUGGUCAUUGCCGUCAACAACGGAUUGUUGAAGGAUUUUGCUGCAAACGAGAGCUCUGCGAUUGACUGGCUGAAAGACAAUGUGCAGCCUUAUCUUCCUCAGACCCGCAUUGUUGGAAUCACUGUGGGGAAUGAGGUGCUGGGAGGGGAUCCGAGCUUGGCCGAACCCCUCAUUGGAGCGGUUAAAAAUGUGUACAAUGGUCUCAAGAAACUGCAUUUGGAAGACAAAAUCGAGCUUUUCUCACCUCAUUCGGAAGCUGUUUUUGCUAAUUCCUAUCCACCCUCUGCAUGUGUUUUCAACGACAAUGUCAUGGUGUAUAUGAAACAGUUGCUGGACUUUUUUUCGCGGAUAGGUUCACCUUUCUAUGUCAAUGCAUAUCCCUUUUUGGCUUACAUAAGUGAUCCAGAGCACAUUGACAUAAACUAUGCUCUCUUUCAGCCCAACCCUGGAAUACUUGAUCCAAAUACUAGUCUGCACUAUGACAACAUGUUUGAUGCUCAGGUAGAUGCAGCUUAUGCUGCUCUGAAGGCCGCUGGUUAUAAUGACAUGGAAGUCCGGGUAGCAGAAACUGGCUGGGCUUCUAGUGGAGAUCAAAAUGAAGUAGGGGCUUCAGUUGAGAAUGCAAGGACUUACAAUUUUAACCUCCGUAAGAGGCUCUUUCUGAGGAAGGGAACUCCUCUCAAGCCAAAGAUACCGGUCAAAGCAUACAUCUUUGCGUUAUUUAAUGAGAACUCGAAGCCUGGACCAAGUUCUGAGAAGCACUAUGGGCUGUUCAAUGCGGAUGGAAGGAUUUCAUACGAUAUUGGUUACUCAGGUCUAUUACCUUCAUCUGCACCCUCAUCCUUGUUGUCGAUGAAGAUGAUUAUUGGGUUAUAUUGAAGUGAGGACUUUGCUUCAGUACUGUGCUUCCUCAAUAUUUAUAAACUGAAAAGCGGAUUGGUGGUGGAGAUCAAAAGUUCAAAAUUCACCAACUGUAACUCAAAAUAGAAAUGACACGGAUUGAGCGAAAAUGCGAGCUGGGGACUGGAUUGUACACUGUUUGGCCGCAGUUUUCUAUUUCUUCUUUUAGCCUUAGUGACUUGAUUAUAGAAUAGCACAACUUUAAGAGUACAAUCAAGAUCAAGAGUUAGAACGCUUGUAUUGGGAAAUUCACAAUGGAAAUUCAAAUAAUAGUUCCCUGCACACCUUUUUGAGUUCUUGCGUUGCUUGUUAGUUUCUUUUCAUUAUCUCUUUCACUCAUUUACAACUGUACACUUUCUUUUGUGAAAACAAACCCUAUCCCGAAUUUUCACUGCAUUA